UGGGUAGCCCAGGGUGCGCUGGACGAUCUCAGGAAGAGAAGAGCAACGUUUAGCAUGACAAAGAAGAAUCAAGACUCUUGUCAACAAGUCUGAGCUUGUCAAACGGUAAACGAAGCAGCAAACGAGCAUGCCGCCAAUCCUGAUAAAAAAACGGAAUCAGAAACAGAUACCGCAACAACGACAUCUUCAACAUGGUCAACAUGGACUCUCCACACCUCGUCGCUACCAGCAAGGUCGUCGUCAUCGUUAGCCUCAUAGUUCUCUUCAUCUCCUACUUGAUCGUCAGCUGUCCACCACCAUUACCACCAACGAAGUCGCUCCGCUCCGUCAACUUCCACUUCACCCGCAAAUGCAACAAAACAUGCGUCUUUUGCUUCCACACCGAGAAAACCUCCCACAUCGCCUCCGACGACGAAAUGAAGAAUGGCCUACGCCUUCUCCAACAAGCCGGAAUGGUCAAAAUCAAUUUCGCCGGCGGCGAACCCUUCCUCUAUCCCUCGAAGCUCGCAAUGCUGUGUCAAUUCUGCAAGGAAGAUUUGAGCAUGGAGUCGGUGUCGAUCAUUUCGAAUGGCACAAAAAUUACAGAGAACUGGUUGAGACGGUAUGGAAAGUUCGUCGAUGUUUUGGGUGUGAGUUGCGACUCGUUCGAUGAAGCAACGAACCUUAAGAUUGGGAGAGGAACUGGAGAGAACGUCAAGACGCUCUUCAAGAUCAGAGAGUGGUGCCGCGAAUUGGGAAUCAAGUUCAAGCUGAACACCGUCGUGUUGCGCUGGAACUGGGAGGAAGACAUGGUCGAGACGAUCAAACAGCUCGAUCCGUUUCGUUGGAAGGUCUUUCAAGUGCUGCCAGUCGGAGGAGAAAAUGAUGCCACUGCCACAGAGACGGAGCUGGACAAGCGUAAGCGGAGCGUAAAAGACGUUCUCAUUACCGAUGAGCAGUUCGAAUCGUUCUGCAAGCGCCACGAUCACUUGGAGUGCUUUGUGCCUGAGUCAAACGAUCUCAUGGCUUCAAGCUACGUUAUCGUCGAUGAGUACUUGCGCUUCUUGGACAAGGGCAAUGGGGAAGAGAAGGCGUCGGCAAGCAUCUUGGAUGUAGGGGUGGAGAAGGCUUUUGCAGAGGUGAAAUGGGAUAAGGAGGCGUAUGAGAAGCGGGGCGCGGUGUAUGAUUGGAGCAAAGAUCGGGAGGCUAAUGUUCAGACCUGUGGAAUGAGUGGUGCGAAUACUGGACUUGAUUGGUGAAAGACAUGGAUGACUUCUGCAUGAUGAGGGUUCAAUUGUCGUCUGAACGAGAUUGCCGCUGUCCUCGAGCACUUUCAGCUCACAUGAUCCUCGUACUCUCGGGCGGUCCUAGAUAACUCGG
Messenger RNA from Zymoseptoria tritici IPO323, 1359 nucleotides. RefSeq lists its product as uncharacterized. Lineage: Eukaryota; Fungi; Ascomycota; Dothideomycetes; Mycosphaerellales; Mycosphaerellaceae. The record is from RefSeq and is a predicted model, not a curated record. Gene Ontology annotation, molecular function: catalytic activity; 4 iron, 4 sulfur cluster binding. The transcript has a single exon. Bases 192 to 1238 code for a protein of 348 amino acids.